Phragmites australis (common reed) is the source of this 2704-nucleotide messenger RNA. RefSeq lists its product as uncharacterized. Lineage: Eukaryota; Viridiplantae; Streptophyta; Magnoliopsida; Poales; Poaceae. The coding region runs from base 182 to 2011 and encodes 609 amino acids. The record is from RefSeq and is a predicted model, not a curated record. Gene Ontology annotation, molecular function: RNA binding. The transcript is spliced from 4 exons.
GCGCACCGGAGCGGCAUCCCCAAACCACCACGAGCCCUUCGUUUCGUACGGCCUCCCAAAAAUCUCAAACCGUCUCACUCUCUCUCUCCUCGGGGGAAGGAAACCCCGCGCGGGGCGAGAGGAACCGGAGGAGGCGAAGGAUCUCGGCCGGAGGAGGUGGCUCCCGCCGUGGCCGUCCGAGAUGGAAUACAUACCCCCUGAGAGAAAUCUGGAGGGGAUUUGUGGAGAUCCUGGGCCAUUAUUUGGAGACCAAGAUGGUAGCCUGUUGGACCACUUGGAUUAUCAGGGAGGAGUUACACAACAUGAAUCUCCAGCACUGGAUGAAGGGCUUGUAGUUGAUCCAGCUGAUGCAAUUCCAUAUUUGUCUCCAGAUUCUCUACCCUUUAUGAAUGAUCAAAUCACAUGCAACGCUAUGAAAUCUGCUUCAACUAGUCCAGAAUCAUUGCUGAAGCAAGCUCAAGAACAGAAUGAUGCAGCUGAACUGAAUGUUCACAAUAGUAACUCUGAAGUACAGGUCACUUCUGUGGGUUGCGAUGCACAUCAGAAGACAGAAGUGAUUGGUGCAGUGUUUCCUCCAGAGCUUCCUGAAAGCAGUGGUAAUGAUACAUCAAACUUUCUACCAGAAACCACACCUUCUGAGGCCUAUCAUGGUGACUCUUUGUUAACUCAAAAUAGUAGUAGGGAUAGCCAACUUAACAAUAGUGGUGCUGAUGAUGACGAAAUUCCAAACUCUCCUGCGCUUCAGAUGGAAAAUGAGGACAUCAAAAAGUUACAUGUGACUUCUCACAAUGAAAAGAAUGGGUCAGAGGAUGAUCAAAUGAAUGGUAGGAAAUCUAGCCCCGUUGAUGGUUGGGACAAGGAGAACUUCAACGCUUCAGCUGCACCUUCCUCAUGGGAACAGACAGAGCAGGAAAUUCCUGAUACUAGAAAUGGAAGUUUAACUCCAGACAAUCGAUUGGAUUCUCCUCCUGAAAGGUUUGCUAGACUGGAAAGGGACAUGCCAUCUCCGGAUGGGAGGGUAUCUCCUGAAAGGUUUACAAGAUUGGAAAGGGACACACCAUCUUUAGACAGGAGGGUAUCACCUCCGGUUGAAAGUCCUCAUGCUCAUCAUUCUGAGAAGAUGGAGUCACAAUGUCCUGCCAAAGAUGUUGAUGAUUUAGCUUGUUCUGAAAGCCCACCAGCAAGACAGCGGUCCCGGUCUCCUGAAAAACGUGAUUCGAACCGCAAAAGAGCUUCUUCAAGGGAGUUAUCUCCACAUGCACGACAGAACUCUCCUGUAGAAAGGAAAAGACAAAGAGAGACUCGACAAGGUGAUGGGUCACCUCGGCGAAGAUCUGCAUCUCCCCGAAGAAGAUCCACACCACCUCGAAGGUCUUCAUCCCCUCGAAGAUCCUCACAGAAGAGGAGGGACUCACCAAGGAGGAGAGACUCACCUAGGAGGAGGGACUCACCGAGGAGGAGGGAUUCACCGAGGAAGAGAGACUCGCCAAGGAGGAGAGACUCACCGAGGAGAAGAGACUCCCCAAGGAGGAGGGAUAGGUCAAAAUCAAGGUCACCUUCAAGGAAAAGUGAUAUCUCUAGACAUAAAAGGGGAUAUGAUAGAUCUCGGUCAAGGUCUCCCCACUCAAGGGAUCGCCAUAGACGAUCUCCAAGAAGGCAUUCACCAAGGCGUAGAUCACCCCCACCAAGUCAUCGCCAUCAUUCACCAAGAAGACAUUGGUCACCACCUGCCAACAGGAAGACUGGAUUUGGUAAGCCUGGACGGAAUCUCUUUAUUGCAGGUUUUAGCUAUGCCACCACUGAGCAAGAUUUGGAGAAGAAAUUUUCAAAGUUUGGACGCGUAACAAGUGCACGUGUUGUUCGGGAUAAACGAUCUGGAGAUUCUCGAGGCUUUGGAUUCUUAUCUUUUGGGAAGGAUGAGGAUGCUGAUGCAGCAAUUCAUGCUUGUGACGAGACUGAGUGGAAUGGAAGGAUCAUUCUUGUGGAGAAGUCAAAGGCACCAACAUGGUGAACCUUCAACAUUGGAGCUCUGCACACCGUUGUUUAAGAGGGACCUUGUUGCUUCAUUUUGCACAGAGCUACUGUUCAAAAAGUAUCCUAUUAUCGGUAUGACAUACUCGGUACAUGUGGCAAAUUCACCCAAACCCAGCUCUUGAUGCUGUACUAGGCGUAAGAGUAAUAAUGCACUUCCUUUGGCUAUCUUGUCGACAGUUAUAAAGAAUAAGAUGUAACGUCACACCUUAGCUUGUUUCAGGGCCCUGCUGCUGGUAAGAGGGACUUAGUGCUACCUUUUAGGGUCUGCAACCUCUACACAUGGAAUGUGAUACUGUGUCUGUUCGUGAGCUAGCAGUUCUGAUCUUACUUCUUCGCCUUCAUCCCUGGUAAACUUGGAUGACCAAGUGGCUCGCUGAUGGCACAAAUGGGUACGAGGAAAAUUCAAGCUUGUGACGCUGUUGCUACUCAAUGAUUUAGUAGUUGAAUAAUUUAUAUAGGUUUUAUCUGUUUGCAUCCUCUGAAUGAGGGUUUGACAUAUGUCCUAUAGUUUGUGUUUGAAUUGAAUUCCAGAUUCUCGAUGUUGAAUAUGGUCGCCACAUUUAGAACCCUUCUGUUGGCCAUCAUACAUUUUCUGCUGACAUGGUUUCCCUGCCUGUACACUUGAAUUCGGACCUUUCUAUUUAGGCAAUAUUAUUUAUGUAUGUCGAAA